This is a messenger RNA of Nelumbo nucifera (sacred lotus), 2133 nucleotides long. RefSeq lists its product as uncharacterized. Gene Ontology annotation, cellular component: nucleus. Gene Ontology annotation, molecular function: transcription cis-regulatory region binding. Lineage: Eukaryota; Viridiplantae; Streptophyta; Magnoliopsida; Proteales; Nelumbonaceae. The record is from RefSeq and is a predicted model, not a curated record.
UUUGGUGCGUCCUCCACCAAGCCGACACCGUGUCCCACAUACGAAUAGCAUUGGCGGAGCCGAACUGGGCAUCGAUCGUGAUCGGACAAGAACAUCAAGCUUUCUAAUUACGUACGCUGCGUAUUUUAGCACAUGACCCUUCUUUUUCAUCUCGACUCAUCUUCUCCCCAGAUGAGCCAAACUAGCGGCUCUCCUAUUCUCUCUUAUUGCCAUCACCAAAACCCUAGAAGUAGUCCAAAUGAGUGCCCUGUUACAAAUAACAAGCAACCGAACAGAUAAUAAAUAAAUUAGGGUUCUUCAAAAGUCAAAACUAGAAAUUUGACUUCUUGAAAGCAAAAGGCAACGAUCUUUGGGUUGGUUUCUGUGUUUGGUUUGCAUUUACGGAGAGUUAGGGUUCUGGAAGGCCAGAAAGAUGGGAUCUUUAGGAUAAGGAAUUAGGGCCCUCUGAUUGUUUGCUUCUUCUUUUUUGACUCAGCAGAAAGGAGCAAUAAGUUCGCGAAGACAAUAAAUUAUGGUUGCUGAGAGCGGAAAAUAAUUUGUUUUGGGCUUUCUUGGUUGUUGUUAUUGGUCCUCAAUUUUGUGGAAAUGGACGACACAGAGGACGAUGCGAGGUAUCCUCCAAAUCCUUAUCCUGGAAAUCAUCAUCAGAGCUACGGUUCUUCGCACCGCCCGAAACUCCCGGUGCGAAACGCCUCUUAUCCACAGACUGUUGGUAAUGAAUAUGGUGAUGAAGACGAAGAGGAAGAAGAAGAGGAGGAAGAGGAAGAAGAGGAGGAAGAGGAGGAAGAGGAAGAAGCAGGUGUGCAGCGGGUUACGGAAGAGGCAGAAGAAGAUGAAGAUGAAGAGGAGGAAGAUGACGAUGACGAGGACGAUGAUGAUGGUGGCAAUUAUCGUAGGAGGAUUGAGGUCGACGAAGAAUCUGAGAGGCACAGAAAGAAGCGAAAACUUAAGAAUUUGGGUUAUGAGUUUGCCCCCAGGAUAGCAGCGCCAUCUGCUGCUGCUGCUGCUCCAAAACCAUCCUUUGGUGGCCGGAAUUCCCCAGCUGAUUGGACAGAACAUGCGACCUUUGUUUUACUAGAUGCUUGGGGUGAUCGAUUUCUUCAGCUUGGAAGAAAGAGUCUUCGAUCUGAUGAAUGGCAUGAAGUUGCAAAUAAGGUCUCUGAAGAGUCAAAUACAAUUAGGACAGAUACUCAAUGUCGCAAUCGUUUGGAUACAUUGAAGAAGAAAUACAAAAAGGAGAAGAUGAAGUUAGCUGAGACCGGUAAUACAACCAGUAAAUGGGUUUAUUUUAAGAAAAUGGAUAUGCUCAUGACAUCAUCAGCACGUCAACCUGGAUUGUCAUGUGGACUGGAUUCAGGUGAGUAUGUCUUUAUGAACCCCAGAGUUUAUCUGAAUCGUGCCAAUGGGUUGGAUGAGAUGAGGGACAGCCCUGGGAAUUCAGAAUCAUCAGAGGGUGACGAGGAUGAUUCAGAUGGCCUUCCACCUAAUAGACCAAGAUUUGGAGAUGAUACUGGAGGAAGUUCUUCCUUUAGGUUGCUUGCUGAUUCUAUUCAGAAAUUUGGGGAGAUUUAUGAGAAGAUUGAGAAUAGUAAGAGGCAGCAGAUGCUAGAAUUGGAAAAAAUGAGGAUGGAAUUCCAUAGAGAUUUGGAAUUGCAGAAGAGGCAGAUCUUAGAGAGGGCACAGGCUGAGAUUGCAAAAAUACGGCAGGGUGAUCGUGAUGAUGACGAUGAAGAUGACAUUGAUGUCUCUACUGAGAACAUUAGUGGGUGAUUAGAUACUGGUUGAAACGAGAGAGAUGAUGCCUGAACCAGAGCCAAUUCUGCAAAAGAAAAAUCUUUGGACUCAACACGCAGAAAUGGAUAGAAUAUCAACUUUAAGCAGGCAGUGGGAGCACCGAAGCAGUUCCAGUGCAGAUGCUUUGAGCAGUUUUAUGUAAUGUAAUCGGCUUUGAAGCCUUGUACUAAACAAAUUUGUAUGCUUUGGGCAAUUUUAUGCUUUGGAAUGAUGGAUGGUCCAUGAACCUACAUUGUUAUUUAUGUUGGCUGUUCACAUUUGUAUACUCUUCACUUAUCUUGGCUUGUUCCAAUGUAAGUGAUGUUUUUGGUAUUCAUGGUUGAGUUGCUGUCUUGCUGA